Messenger RNA from Strongylocentrotus purpuratus (purple sea urchin), 1622 nucleotides. RefSeq names its product exosome complex component RRP40 (gene exosc3). Gene Ontology annotation, biological process: nuclear polyadenylation-dependent rRNA catabolic process; poly(A)-dependent snoRNA 3'-end processing; TRAMP-dependent tRNA surveillance pathway. The record is from RefSeq and is a predicted model, not a curated record. Gene Ontology annotation, molecular function: RNA binding. Gene Ontology annotation, cellular component: nuclear exosome (RNase complex); cytoplasmic exosome (RNase complex). The coding region runs from base 32 to 769 and encodes 245 amino acids. The transcript is spliced from 4 exons. NCBI's taxonomy places the organism in Eukaryota, Metazoa, Echinodermata, Echinoidea, Camarodonta, Strongylocentrotidae.
AGAUGGCGGUGUGCACUUUUCAGAAUUAAAAAUGGCAGCCUCCAUGGAUGAUUUCGAACCGCGUGUUGUGCUACCAGGGGAUUCGUUGAUGGGACACAUUCCUGGGGAGCUUCAUGGAAAAAUGACCCUAGGACCAGGGCUAAGACAAGACGAAACUAAGAUAUUCUCAACAAAAGCAGGGAUUCUGAAACGGAAGAACCCACACACAUUCUGGAUAGAUUGCCACCAAAAGAGGUAUGUACCAGCCAAAGGAGACAAGGUUCUUGGGGUCGUAACCCAGAAAGCAGGAGAUGUGUUCCGAGUAGACAUAGGGGGUCAAUCGCAGGCCAUCCUAUCUUACCUGGCCUUCGAAGGCGCAACAAAGAGGAACAGACCAAAUGUUCAGGUGGGAGAUGUGGUGUAUGCCAAGCUUCUCGUUGCCAAUCGGGACAUGGAACCGGAGCUUGUUUGUAUCGAUAGCAGCGGGAGAUCACAGGGACUGGGUGUGGUAGGAUCCGAUGGCUUCAUGUUCCGGUGUACUCUUGGGCUUGUGAGAAGGCUCCUGCUCAAAGACUGUCCGAUGCUGAAAUUCCUUGGUGAGAAAAUUUCGUACGAGAUAGCCAUAGGUAUGAACGGAAGGAUAUGGGUCCGUGCCAAAUCAAUCCACACGACUAUCGCUGUGGUGACUGCCCUCACAAACUGUGAGUUCAUGUCGGAGGAUGACAUGAAGAAAAUGUUACGGAAACUUGUGGCUGCUGGCUUUCAUGACUCUCGUCCGAAGCCAAAUUGACGAGAUCUUGAGGAUAGGUCAAUGGAAUUGCUGGCUUUUAAGAGAAAGCCAAGCACGAAAUAGGAGGGAAUGUCACUAUGGAAUAUCACUCGUGACUUAUGAAUGACCUAGUUUAUAACCAAAGUUGGUGAAUGGACUCCCUAGCUGCAAAGCUGUUGAAAGCUAGAAGAGACGGAUGAAUGAACUCGCUGGCUUUUAAGAACAAUAGAAGCAUAAUAACAUAUAAGCACUAUGGAAUACACUGUACCUCCUAUGACAGUCUUUUCAAGAGAGGUUUUUGAGGUUUGUUGGUUAUUUUGCAGAGUCUUGUAAAACUACAGUCAAAGCCAUUGCCCUUUGGCAAUAACAUCCAAUCUGCGAUGAUCCGAGGGACACGCAUAGGGGUAUUGGUCCAGGCAAGUUCAUCAAGACCAACUGCUUAUGGCAAAAUGCUUUUGGCUACACAAGCAUACAGCGAAAAAGUACUAACACGGCACAGAAGCCAAUGAACUGACUAGCCAAAUCCUUAAAGGGAUAGUUGAGUUUUGUUGCAGAGGGCGCUACACGAAAUAAUUUUUGUGUGAGAUAGUAACAAACUUUGAGUGUCAAAUUUGAAAGAAUAUACAAUUUACAUGACAAAAUCAUCUGUUUGAUCAAAAUCGGUUCAGAGACGGGUGAAAAAUCCAUAAAUAUAUUAAACCAUUUCUAAUAUGUGCCCCACAAAUAUUUAGUAAUUUUGAACCAGCCGUUGAAAAACAAGAUAGCGCCUUGUACGUUCUAUUCCAGCCAAUGCCAAUAUUGUCUGUUUGUUGGCUUUUCGUGUUGGUUAUAAUACCCCUAACCAGCCGGCCCGUGUAUUGUUAUUAUUGAUUAA